UGAAAUCAUCGGAUAUCUAUAUUAACAGUCAAAGUCCAUCAGCAAUUAUUUGCACAGAUGACCAGUUUUUGGAUUGUGUGACUAAGGAACGUUCACGACUUUGCCGUUAAGAGAACAUUCUUCGGUUUCUGAUGUAUAACGGCUUCUCAUGAUGCAUCUUGCUAGUGUUGUGUUGCUUCUUGUUGGGUGUUAUGCAACACUAGCUGCUAUCUGCCCUACUGACUGGCAGCGAUACGGCGAGUCAUGCUACUUGCUGAUAACUCAACGUAUGAGCUGGGAUGAAGCAAAUGAUACCUGCGUCGAGUCAAAUGCAGCUCUAGCUGUGCCUAACUCGCAGAUAGAACAAACUUUUAUCUGGUCGAUGUUCAAGGAAUUCUUCAAUGGGAGUCAGCCAACUGGACAUCUCUGGAUCGGUUGUUAUUUCGACCAGGAGACGGAGGAAUGGCAGCACUGUCCAUUGAGGAACGUGUCUAACACCUACGAGAAUUGGAAGAUAAAUCAGCCAGAUAUUAAUACUGCCACGGAUUGCGUUAUUAUGAGCGGAAAUCACAAUGGUAAAUGGGCUGACCAAAGGUGCAGUAAAGAUCAUUUUGCCGUCUGUGAGCUCCAAGUUGACACCACACCUCGGUCAUUCUGCCUUCAGACCGGUCCCGGUGGUCGCAUCAAGUCCCAGUGUAUGGUCGGUCACGUCAUGAAGGAGCUACGGGCUGAUGGUGUGGUGUCGUGCGGGAAGGCGUGCCGAUCAGAGCCCCGAUGUCGCUCCUUCAAUCUGCUGAUGAAGCAAGGUCCAGGGAAGAUGGUUUGUCAGCUGAACAACGCGACUCUUCACGAAGCGGCUAAAGACAUGGAGCUUCAAGACCAAUGCUACUCAUUUGAUCUGUAGUCAACAGAGAGCGUAACGAUCACACAUGACAUACAAUGAAAUGUUCUCUUGAAGACGAGCAGAGUACUUUGUUCGAAACGUCGAGACCACACCGGCUCUUUUCAGAGUCUACAUUCCUACAAAGAGAUUGCACACCUAGUUGUGUCCUUAAUUUUACUUAUGACGGUUAAUUCUUAUUUGACAUGUUCUGCGCUUUGCUCUAUUCUGCUAUGACGCAGUGUUUAUAUCUAGAUUAUGGUUUCAAGUCUUUUUCAUGGAAACUUGGAGGAUGGAUUGAACACAGCCAGUGGAAUUUACUUUUACUUAUUUAUUUCUUAAUAAGAAAGGAUACUUAAAAAAUCAUAUAAAAAACUCUUAAGGCUUUUGUGCUUGACAUGUCAUGUACAGAAUGAUGAUCGAAUUUGAGAAAGACUCUGGGUCGAAACGUCAGGCCCUUAACUUUAUUUUGUCAUGUAUAGCACUUCGGUUGGUAAGAAGUUCGCACCAGCUAAUUGUGUUUUCUGAAAAAGAAAUUGAAGUAUAUGUUCACACCCAAAUCAGAAAGGUUUUACUUUGCGUUUAGAUACGUAUGUGUGUACAUAUUAAAUAAUUUACAUGUAGGUGGUAUGCGGGGAUAUUUUACCAGAGUGUACGUUCUGGGUAUUUAAACACAUAUCAAUUGUUGUUGCCAACAAUCUACCAAUCUGUGCUCUCGACGCUUUACAGAAUUUUCCUUGGAAAGUUAAAUCAAAUAAUGAGCCACAAAGCAAACUGACUUUGUAAAUUUAGAAACGAUUUGGGGGUGAACAAAGACAGUUUUAUUAGAGCGGGAUUUGAACUAAUGACCUCCGCAUUAUCGUGCCGGCGCUCUACUUAGCCCAAUGUCGGCUGUCUCCAAAUUUAUAAAUUGUUGCAAAAGUAGAAUCAAAUAUCUUAAAGUUUCAAGAAUAUGUUUUCCCUUUAAGCCUUUAAAACGCAAGUAUUAUUUUUUAUAGGAGGCGAUGGAAAUAGGAAGUAGUUUCUUCACGGUGUACCGUCAGGUACGAACACAAUACGCCUUGUCGCUCAAGCCUGGGUAUCGUGUACCGUGUUACUUUAGCACGGAUCGCGUUCAAACAAUGUGUCUGUAUGUACAUGUAUAGACGGCUUUCACAUUCCCUAUGGCGCAUAGCGCACCAAAACAAACUCCAAGACAAACUGGAUAUUAAUUUCAACUUGACAUUCUAUUUUUGGACACCAUAUAAUAUGCCCUCGGCUCUUGUGAUUGAAACUGGAAGGAACUAAACGAACUAAAUUUUUAAUCAAAACAACUGCUUUCAAUACGAAUUCUAAUUGCGACCAUAUCAAUCCGUUAACAAAUACCUUUUUUAAGAAUUGAACGUUAAAACUGCUUUCAAAAAAUGAAAAACUUUAGUUUGCAGAGAAGAAUACGCACAGGAAAUCUAGAAGCUAGUGUGACAGCGUCACAUUGAAGCCUAAACAAACAACUUCGUUUAGCGCUUUGCAAUCCGUGUAAACGGUAGUGAUGAUUAAUUUCAGUUAUUCCCGUGGGUUCUAGGACAAACUUUAAGAUUAAUGUAUUUAUAAGGUAGUCGUGUUAGUACGAAGCUUUAGUCAUUUGCAGCUUCUUCGUUGUACGAGCUAAGUGCGAUUUGUUAUUGUCUCAAACACAAACAUUUUGUCGUUAAAAUAAACAAGUAAGAAACCACAAGGGAAAAUUACUUGGUGAAUUUUGAACUAAGUUUGGGUUGAAUAAAACAACAAUUUACAAUAGAGUUGGACUUGAAGCUACGAGUUCCGGAUUAACGUACCAGCGCUCUACCAGUGCUAUCAUUUCAAUCCCUUUAAUUUUGUCAGUAUUCUUGUUGGGGUACCAGUCAGAACUUUGCGGGGUUUUUUUUUCAUAAAAAGAUAAGCCAUAUGCCAACAUGAAAAAGGUUGACAAAGUAGUAACACUUCUGCCGUUCACGGCGUGCGUCAAAAUGACAAUAUACUUUGACGUCACUGUAGUUGUCUUAAUUACCUCCAUGUUGCAAUAAAGUGGUAUCCCACAAGUGUCGUCACAUAUUUAAAGGCAGUGGACACUAUUGGUAAUUACUCAAAAUAUUUAUGAGCAUAAAACCUUAUUU
Molecule: messenger RNA, 2991 nt
Organism: Asterias rubens (European starfish)
Lineage: Eukaryota; Metazoa; Echinodermata; Asteroidea; Forcipulatida; Asteriidae
Product: snaclec bothrojaracin subunit beta-like
Exons: 1
Coding region: 149-883 (244 amino acids)
Molecular function (GO): signaling receptor activity
Source: RefSeq, a predicted model, not a curated record